This is a messenger RNA of Phyllostomus hastatus (greater spear-nosed bat), 5138 nucleotides long. RefSeq names its product regulating synaptic membrane exocytosis 4 (gene RIMS4). Lineage: Eukaryota; Metazoa; Chordata; Mammalia; Chiroptera; Phyllostomidae. The transcript is spliced from 6 exons. The coding region runs from base 27 to 833 and encodes 268 amino acids. Gene Ontology annotation, molecular function: small GTPase binding; transmembrane transporter binding. Gene Ontology annotation, biological process: calcium ion-regulated exocytosis of neurotransmitter; positive regulation of synaptic transmission; regulation of membrane potential. Gene Ontology annotation, cellular component: cytoskeleton of presynaptic active zone; presynaptic membrane. The record is from RefSeq and is a predicted model, not a curated record.
CCGAGGCGCCCGGCGCCGGCGCCGGCAUGGAGCGCUCCCAGAGCCGCCUCAGCCUGUCCGCCUCCUUCGAGGCGCUCGCCAUCUACUUCCCGUGCAUGAACUCCUUCGACGAUGAGGACGCGGGGGACAGCCGGAGGCUGAAGGGGAUCCAGAGGAGCACGGAGACGGGCCUGGCGGUGGAGAUGCCCAGCCGGACGCUGCGCCAGGCCAGCCACGAGUCCAUCGAGGACAGCAUGAACAGCUACGGCUCGGAGGGCAACCUCAACUACGGGGGCGUCUGCUUGGCGUCGGACGCGCAGUUCAGUGACUUCCUGGGCAGCAUGGGGCCAGCGCAGUUCGUGGGCCGCCAGACCCUGGCCACCACGCCGAUGGGGGACGUGGAGAUCGGCCUGCAGGAACGCAAUGGCCAGCUUGAAGUGGACAUCAUCCAGGCUCGGGGACUGACGGCCAAGCCAGGCUCCAAGACACUGCCAGCCGCCUACAUCAAGGCCUACCUGCUGGAGAAUGGCGUCUGCAUUGCCAAGAAGAAGACCAAAGUCGCUCGCAAGUCACUGGACCCGUUGUAUAACCAGGUGCUGCUGUUUCCUGAGAGUCCCCAGGGCAAGGUCCUGCAGGUGAUCGUGUGGGGGAACUACGGGCGGAUGGAGCGGAAGCAGUUCAUGGGUGUGGCCCGCGUGCUGCUGGAGGAGCUGGACUUGACCACCCUUGCCGUGGGCUGGUACAAGCUCUUCCCCACCUCCUCCAUGGUGGACCCGGCCACGGGCCCCCUGCUCCGGCAGGCUUCCCAGUUGUCCCUUGAGAGCACCGUGGGACCCUGCGGCGAGCGAUCCUAGUGCCAGGGAUAGGGAGGGGCUCCCCGAGAUGGCCUGGAGACCACCCAGCCCCGACCUGGGAUCCCAGGCCCAGGGGCACCUCGGACAGAGGACGACGGGGUUCUCCCCCACCGUGGGGAAGAGGAACGGGGAGACCCGCCCCCCUUGGGACCCUCCUCACCCCUUCUUUGCUUCCUAUCCCCUGAGACCUGUCCUCUCCCAGCGGGAUUGGCUGCACUUUUGACUUGGCCGGUUGGUGACCUGGUGGCCGUGGCUGCAGGCCGAGAAGGGAAGGGCUGAGGUGGCAGAGCAGACCACUCUCCCGCCCCAGGCGCUGUCCGACUGCUCCCCCUUGUGCGUCCUCGGAAGCUCGCUGCCCGGAGCCAAGUCCAGAACCCAGCGGCCGUCUCCAUGGUGCCAAUAACCAGCAAGUGUCUUUCCUGCGGCACCGGGUUCAGGCAGCUACACCCGCCCCGACGCUGACCGGGCGGCUUUGCAAGAAUCCGGAGCCAGCUCUGGGGGGCCCUACAGCCCCCAGCCCCCACCGUUUGAAGAGGAGCUCUGGCCUCCUUCCGCCUGCCAGUGGAAGGAGUUUUGCCGCAGCCUGUCUGUGUCCAUCUGUCUGUCCCCUCCUGCCUGCCCCUCUUCCGGUGGUAUUGGAAUCCAGCAGGGACCAAAGGAAAGGGGGAGGUGCCCAGGGCCCGGCACAGACCCCCAGGGUGCCUUGCUCUGUGGGACCGAAAGAAGCUGCUGUGGGAACUGUGGGACUGGAAGAGCUCUGUCUCUGGGUUUUGGUGGAUGAGCUGCAGAACCCCGGUUUUCCAGAACCCCAAGCCCUGAGAAGCUCACCGUCUCUGCAUUUGGGGGUGCUGGAUUGGAGAGGGAAUCUGGGGAAAGCGGGGGUUGGGACUGGUGGUGCCAAGGUGAGUGUUUCCCAAAUAGGAGACUCCCUUCUUGUUGGCUGAGGUCAAAGGUCAUUUUGUCUAUUCCUCUGCCCCCUGCCUAGGGGCCUGGGGAGGCAACACAACUCCCCUAUUUUAGUCUUUUUAAACCAACCACGUGUACUAAGAGCAGAACCCACUGCCCCGGCCUCAGUUACCUUGGCUCAAGGAGAGAAGGAGAGGAGAGGUAGGAGUCGAAGAACUGUGGGAUUCCUUCUCAAGCAGGCCUGGGUAGCUGCCUUCCCGGCCCAGCCCUCCCCCGGGCCUCCGGAAGCCCUUUUGCAUGCUGGGGAGGACUCGGGCUGGCCCCUCUUUAUAGAAGCACAUUUCUGCCACCUCCCCCGGGAGGCCCCCAGCAGCCCGCCACCCCUCAUUGCCCAGUCCCUGCUGUGUAGGGCGUAGUCCAGGUUAGCUGGGUAGAGUUAGUGUUCCAGGCCCUGGGGCCCGUUCUUAGCUUGCACAUAGUUCUCGCAGAGCCCCAGGACCGGGCGGAGAGGAGACACGAGUACAUUCCAGGAGAUGGCCAUCUCCUCGCUGGCCUGGGCCUGGGCCUUGGGAGGCCAGCCCCUCCGUCUCCCCUGCCUCCCCCUCCCCCUGUAGGGUUGUAGCUGGAGCUGCCCCCUAUACUCAGAUGUUCUGAUUUAUUAUCCUUGGUACCAGUUUCAUUUAUGAGGCAACCCUGAGGAUGUGGGCCUUGGUGGCGGGGCCCGGAUGCUAUCAGAGGGGGGGCGUUUUCUACUGCGGACAUCCGGCUGUGUCCGGUCCCACCUUGUCCCUGGUUCCACUAUAGGCUACUGCCCAGGUGACUCCUUCACCUGGAGUCCCUCAUCCCCACCCCCACCUCCAUACCCCCCGCAGCCCGCUUGAGCCCUGGGCAUCCUUCCAAGUCUGGUCAAGUUCAAUGGCCUCCAGGGAUCUUGUCACACUGCACUGGGAAGGGGUGACGGGGAGGCCUUUCCAUCCAGGAGGCCUUCAAGGUGCCCGGGUGAUUAGGUGGAACCCCAGGACUCGGGCAGGAGGCAGCCGGGCUCUGGAGGGACUCGCAUCUGAGGCCCAGAAUCAACCCCUCACUGUUUUGGUUUGUUUUUUUAAACCAGUGUGAUUUCUCUGCUGUUCGUUUAUUACUCGCCAUUUGGAAUAUUUUGAGCCAGGAGAGCACCUCCUCUCUCUGCAGCCAUCACCGCUCUGGUUGUACAGGGGUCGUUGUCAAGGACGGGGCAAAGCCUGGCUGUCCCAGCCGAGGGGAGAAGGGGCUCGGUGCACCCCAGCCUGAGCCCACCCUCUGGUGUCUGCACAGCCUUUAUAAAGAGAGAGAGAGAGAGAGCUCCAAAGCAAUAACAACAUCCUGGGGGUGGUCCCCGAGGGCCCCCCCACUGACUUUCCUGUGUGUUCUGUGAAAUCUCAGCUCACCUCCUGGAGGGGUGGCGUGAGUGAGGGCUGGAGCCCUUUUGCUUUGUAUCAUCCUUGUUAGCGCGUGCCCCCUGCCGAGGGGCUCUGCCCGUUUGGCGUGGGAACCACCAUCCGUCCUCACCCAGGGAUAGGGGUUUGGGGAGGGGGUGAGGGUUCUCAUUAUUAGCUUCGGGAACCUUCAGACCCAGCCCGUCCCCACCGCUGUCGGAUCCUUUGUAGCUUCGACUCCAGCAUUUGGAGAGGAUCGGAGAGGGUGGCGUUGGGGGAGUCGGGUGGGGAGGGGCUAGGGAUGAUUUUAUUUUUCAGUCUCUGGUCCGAAGGUCACAUGCAGAGGUAACCUGGAGGGAGUUGUCUCCACUUUCCUUCUCCAGAAUCCACUUUUCAUACUGAAGGGAAAGAGGCUUUGGGACCAUUGGUAAAGCCAUUUCCAUUUUACUGACGAGGAGACUGCGGCCAGUGCAGGAAUCACUGCACCGGGGGUCACCUGUACAUUCACUGGCACCUCCAGCCUGGGCCGCCGCCUCCUCCUGCUCCUCGGAGGCUGAGCUGGAGCGGGGGCAGGAUGAGGUGGGGCCACCAUUUCCCCCCACCCCUCCUACCCUCUCUCACGGGAGCCUCCCUGUGGCCUUGAAAAGGCGGGCAGGGCAAAUUGUAGCCCGUCUGAGAGGUGAGGAAACUGAGGCCCAGAAACAGGAAGUGACCUGCCCAAGACCCCUCGGCACGUGUGCCGGGGGGGGACAGAACAGGGCUCCAUUGUGCCCCCUCCCUCCAGGGGACAGGAGACCAUUGGUCCAGGGCGUGCCUGCUGGGAUUACUAUCUGUGGCCUUUAAGCCCCGGGCCUCCCAGCCCUGUGUGGUCCCAUCUCCACGGGCCAGCGAUUUUUCUGGGCCCGGGUUUGGGGAAGAGGGUUUGCCAUAGACACCUAGCUCCCCUGUGGGGGCCGGCCCAGCUGACUGAGGGCUUGGUCCAGGCCUCAGUGAGUGGGUGGGGGCCCCCACCGAGGGGCCGCAACCCUCCAGGACCAACUGGAGGGAGGUUGGAAGCACCAGUCCCUGCCUGGCGCUGCGUAGGUGUGAGGCUGCUCUGGCAUGCCACACCUGAAGGAAAUCCUUGCAAAACCUUCGGCUGCAGUGAUACCUGGUCCUCCUGUAGUACUUCUCAAACUUUUUUGUUUUCAAAGUGCUUUUACCUCCAGGGCACUCUCACAGGAGCCCCUGGGCAGUAGGUGGGGGGCCUCUUCUCAGCCCCAUUUCAGAGGGGGCAGCUGAGGCCCUGGGAGGGGAAGGCGCCUGCCGGUCCUGGUCCCGCUGUGAGCGAGCGGCCAGGCUCAGGCCGGAACUCAGUUCCGAGCUCUUCCCCCUCCACAGGUCGGUAAGGAGGUUCAGGGGUGCGUGGUUGUGCACUUUACAAGCUGCUUCGCCACCAUCCAGUUCCUUAAACCAGGAACUCCCGGGCGCACUCGGUGUUCGGAACGGCGCUGAGCCCCCGCCCCUCGGAGCACAGCUGUUGCGUCAGGCAAGGCCACCUGCGUUUAUUUAUUGAGCAGCAGCGCCGUGCCAGGCCCGGGGGACCGAGCCACCCCAGUCCCCCUGCAAGGACUCCCACAGCCUUCCGGGAGGGCCCCAUGUCUGUGCGGCAGGCAGCGCCUCGGUGACAGUAAGCUUUCAUGUCCACGAGUUCAUCUGACUCACCCUGCGGGGAGGCUGGUUGUGCCCAUUUACUCAUAGCUUCUGUGAGAGCAAAGUGGAGACGCGAAGCCAGGGCCUUGGACAUCCCGUCUGUGGUGUCCUCUCCUAGACCGCCUCCUGAGAAGGCGGCGGGAAGGCAGGGCCCCGGGUCCUUGGGCUGAGGCCUCUCCAUCCACCCACCUUUCCUUCACCCCCAGGAGCAGGAGCCCCUCGGGCCUUCGGGGAGGGAGGGUGUCCCCGGCCCCUGGGUCGGAGUGGGUCACGUUGCAUUGUGUUCACAACCAUG